This is a messenger RNA of Orycteropus afer afer, 1035 nucleotides long. NCBI's taxonomy places the organism in Eukaryota, Metazoa, Chordata, Mammalia, Tubulidentata, Orycteropodidae. The record is from RefSeq and is a predicted model, not a curated record.
AUGCUGAAGCAGAUUGUGCAUGACACAUACAUUGACACGGAGCUGCUUGCUGAGCUCAGUGAUGUGCAGAAGCACAUCCUCUUCUACAAAGUGCGGGAGGAGCAGCUGAGGCGCUGGCAGGAGCUUGAGGCUCAGGAGGCCCUGGCCCAGGCAGAGGACUGCAGGCCUUCCAAGACCAAGCGAGCAGCAAGUGACAAGCACAUCCAGUGGCUCCUAGGUGCAGAUGGAGAGGUCUGGGUCUGGAUCAUGGGAGAGGGUCCUGGUGACAAGCCCUACGAGGAGAUCGCCAAGGAGUUGAUCACAGAGCGAGCUCGGCUGCAGGCGCAGAGGGAAGCUGAGGAGCUCUGGAGACAGAAGGAGGCAGAGAUCACUAAGAAGUUCCGGGAUGCACUGGCCAAUGAGAAAGCCCGGAUCCUGGCUGAGAAGUGGAAAGUGGAGAUGGAAGACCACAACGCUGUCAAAGUUCCGGAGAAGUGGAUCCAUGAAGAGUUCAAGGAAAAUAAAAAAGAAGAAGAAAAAGUUAAGUGUGGAUUCCACAAAGUUGAUUUCUUGUCACCCAUGAUGAUGCUUUCUGUGCCUCAAAAUGGCCACGCUUUAUCAGUGCGCCGCUCCAAGGCAGCUGAUGAGGAGAGGAGUCGCCAAGCAAAGGACGCCCGUGAUGAGUGCCGGCGUCACUCGCUCCGUGCCAUCCAGAAAGGCACCGUUGCUGGCCUCAGCUCCAUGUUCCAGGAGCUCGGCCAGAGCCACCAGCAGGAGGCAAGACUUUUCCACCAUCUCUCAGGACCUGGCCCACUGCUGCCCCUUACAGUGCCACUCAGCAGGGCCUGGGAACGCCCCCGGUGUCCUGUCUCCAGAGCAGUUAUAGUCCGAUGGUUUAAGGAGGAGCAGCUGCCUCGUGGAGCCGGCUUUGAGAGGAACACUGCAUCUAUUGCCCCGUGGUUCCAUGGAGGAAAUUAUCACUGUUUCAGGGGGAGAGUUGCUGCAGGAACCCUGUGGACAGAGGAACAACCCUCCAGACUACCAUCUGUUGUUUGA